Molecule: messenger RNA, 2878 nt
Organism: Ictalurus furcatus (blue catfish)
Lineage: Eukaryota; Metazoa; Chordata; Actinopteri; Siluriformes; Ictaluridae
Product: metal cation symporter ZIP8
Exons: 8
Coding region: 438-1766 (442 amino acids)
Biological process (GO): intracellular zinc ion homeostasis; zinc ion import across plasma membrane
Cellular component (GO): membrane
Molecular function (GO): zinc ion transmembrane transporter activity
Source: RefSeq, a predicted model, not a curated record
AGUGUUAACUCUAGUGUGAUGAAUUAAAAUGCUGCUCUUUUGUUGUUAUAUUUAUUCAUAUUUGAGAUAUCCUGCACAAGGAAUGGGUGUGGUGUAUUAAUGAGGCUUGUAAAGUUGAUUAUCUUAUCAUGACAUGACCUGAUAGGACAGUGAGCUCCACGUGCAGGUCAUCAUAGCAUACCAUCCGGUUGUUUUGUUUUAGUGGGGUUUCUUUGUGUGUUUGUUUUGGUUUUUAUUUUUACGACACCAUUUUUAUGAUAUUGUCCAAAACGAGGUUAUCACACGGUAUAUAAGUUGUGCGGUCAGUGGUUUAGUGUGUCACAGAGUGUGUGUGUGUGAGUGUGUAAAAGUGUAAGAGACGAGCAGCGGGAUUUUUCAUCCUUGUUGCUCUUAUUGCGGCUUUUCGGAUCACAUUGCGACAGAAGACACAGAGAACCAUGCACGACUUUCCCAUCCUCUUUACGGCCGUGUGUUUGGCUGUUUUACUGAGUAAUGCCCCUGGGUUUAGAGCUGAGACUCACAAUGAUUUCCUCCAGGAUAUUUUUGCGGUUUACGGUCAGAACCGGUUAUUAGACAUUAACGGGAUUAACACUUUACUGGAAACUGUUUCUCAGGGAAAGCCGGCGGCGCUGGACACACUCACUGCGCAUGCGCAGUGUGGAUCUGCAGAGGUGAUACUUGCUGUCUAUGGUCUCAGCAACCUGACCCACCUGGACAAGGGCCACUUGAGGACCAUUUGCCCCGCCCUCCUAAACAGAGCACUGCUGCCCCCCUGUCCUCAAUCAGCAGCUAAGACUAAACAGCACAUAGAGGAUCAUGUAUGGGGUUAUGGUUUCCUGGCUGUUACCAUCAUCAACCUCGCCUCCCUCCUGGGUCUCAUCCUCAUCCCCUUCACCAAGAAACCCUACUUCCCUAAAGUGCUCACGUACUUCAUCGGGCUGGCCAUCGGGACGCUGUUCUCCAACGCUGUGCUGCAGCUCAUACCUGAGGCUCUGGGGUUUGACCCGAAAUUAGAUAACUACGUUCUGAACGCUAUCGGGAUCUUCGGUGGAUUUUAUCUGCUGUUUUUCACUGAGAAGGUCCUGAAGAUGGUCCUAAAGACCGACCAAGAGAAUGGCCACAGUCACUUCAGUCCUCCCGAGGUUGUUCAGCAGAACGGAGGAGCCGUCAUAGCCAUCACCAGCUUCAGCAUCUCAAACAGCGACAAGAGCAGCAUAACUUCAGAAGCUACAGUGGAACAGACGCUGCCGUCUCGGGGUUUCUGUGCGAGGCUGGCGAGCGUGAAGACACUGGCAUGGAUGAUCACGCUCAGCGACGCUCUUCACAACUUCAUCGACGGCCUGGCCAUCGGAGCCUCCUUCACCGUCUCCGUCCUCACCGGCUUCAGCACCUCCAUCGCCAUCGUGUGUGAGGAGUUCCCUCAUGAGCUCGGUGACUUUGUGAUCCUGCUGAACUCAGGGAUGAGCAUCAGACAGGCCAUAAUGUUUAACCUGAUCUCAGCCAUGUCGUGUUACGUGGGCAUGGUGCUCGGGGUCCUGGUGGGCAGCACAUUCGCACCUAAUGUCAUAUUUGCCCUCGCUGGAGGGAUGUUUCUCUACAUCGCCCUCGCUGAUAUGUUCCCUGAGAUGAAUGCCAUCGCUAAGGAGCAUCAGCAGAGCAUCAAAACAAACAUGGUGUUCUUCCUCAUCCAGAACGUUGGGCUCCUCAGCGGGUUCUCAAUCAUCUUCCUCAUCACCAUGUUCGCUGGAGAUAUUAACCUGGGCUGAGCCUUCAACUCCACAACACCGUGUGCCUAAGUCCUUAACAAAAAGAACACAAAAGCAAUACUGAUUGUAACGAUACACUAGAACUGAUCAUGAACUAACAUUUUUGUACAGCAAAUAGAUUCCUCAGCAUGAGCCUAUUUUUAAUAACCAAAAUGUGAAGUCUAAAGAUUAUUCACUUUUUUGUAUAUUGUUUUAAUCAAUAGUAAAAUCUGAACUAAACUAUUUCUGAACUAUAUCUGAAACAAUGCAUGUAAAUUUUCUUACCAGGAAUUAUGUAACAGUAAUCAAUUGAUAAGACAACACUAAUUACUUUGCUAGUAUUUAUGAAGGCCACAUAAAAGAUUGUGGUUGUAGCUGGUUUACAUAUCUGUACUUCAUAAGCUGGGCAUAGUAUCAGUAAAUCGACUAUUCCAUAAAGGAUUGAAUCCUUAUAAUACGGGUCUAUAGAUUCUACAACUGGUUCCCAAAAACAUCUUUUUUUUUUUUUUUUUUUUUAAAAACCUAAUUAAUUUAUUAAGAAAAUAAAGCACUAUUUAAAAACAGUGUGCGGUAAACUGGGAAAAAUGUCAGUAAGUACCAGCAGCCAGUCAACACCAGCAACAGAUGAGAUCUGGAUCAGUAAAUGCUAGCAGAAAAUCAGGGGAAUUUAUCAAUACCAGCAGUUGCAGCCAAUGAUGGGGAUCAGUCAAUCAUGGGGAUCAGUCAAUGCUGGCAACCACUCGAGGGGAUCAAUCAAUACCAGCAGCCAAUGAGUUGGACCAGUCAUUGUCAACAACCAAUUAGGGGUAUCAGAAAAUACCAGAGGCCAAUGAGGGGGGAUUAGUCAGUACCAGCAACCAGUGAAGGGGAUUAGUCAAUACCAGAAUCCAAUGAGGGGGAUCAGUCAAAACCAGCAGCCAUUGAGGGGGAUCAGUCAAUACCAAUAGAUAAUUUGGGGGAUCUGGCCAAUACAAUUAGCCAGUCUGGGGGACUUGACAACCAUUCAGGUUAUCAAGAUAUCAAAACCAAGAAGGGGAUUUGCCAAACAGGAGAUUGGCGCAUACUGACAGCCAAUCAGGGAAAUUGGUCAGUACCUGUAUCCAGUCAGGGAAAUGUGUAAAUACCAGCAGUCA